AUGGCUUUCAUGAAUACCACCUCCAGCAUUGCUAUGGCCCUUGCUGGCAAGACGGCCUCUGUCGAUAUCCCCAAGCCACGCUCCGGUUUCACCCCGGGCGGUCGUGACUCCGCUCGUCCGGGGCAUCCUGCCAUGUUGCCUACUCCGCCCAACUCCAUUUCCCCCACUUUGCCUCCGCAGGGCUUCAGACGCCAGGGCGCUAAUCACCCUGGAUACUCCCCGCUGAGCUCCUCGCAUGUGGAGUCCGAUGUUGAGCUCGGAGAUGCCGCCGAUCAUACGAACAACUCGAAUGAAGCUCGUCCGUCGGCUCAUGAUCUAGAUAGCACCGGGGUUAUCACGCCGGGCAUGUUGGCCAAGUGCCAUCUCCCGGAAAUUAUGCUGCAACAUGGCCCUUUGGCUAUUCGCCACCUGAUGGGUUAUUUGACUACCAGUGUGCCGGGUUUCUCAGGCAUCCCACCUGCCAAAGCCCGCAGGCUGGUGGUCGCUGCGCUGGAAGGCCGAGGGAGCGAAGACAAGAGUGGCGGCCGUGAUGGUGAUGUUAUCUUCGAAAAGGUCGGCUGGGGACGCUGGGAUGCUCGCCGUCGUGGUGAGCCUUUACGGGAUGCGCAACACCUCAACGUGUCGCCACCCGCCAGUAUCUCCAACUCUUUCCCGCAACGGGGCAUGCAGAUCCCUACGAAGCGGGGAAGCGUUCAGCCCUAUGGCAGUAGCGUUACUGGCGACUCCGCUGUCUUCUCUUACUCGGAGAUGGACUACGGUGGACAUGAUAUCAGCAUGCUGGAACAUGAGGCUGACAAGAUGUCACUCGACGGAAACGAGCGCGAGUACUGCUCGUCGUCUGAGGCCCCGGACGACGAGAUGCAGGACGAAGACUGGGGCGAAGAAGAUAUCACAGAUGAGGAAGAUUGGGCACAGAUAGGUGCUGAUGCGCUUCGCGCACGAUCAUUGAACGCCUCGGGAGGCUUCGUGAAUGGGACCCAUAACUCGCCACAACUGCGAGGCGGAGGACCUGCUGCGUCGUCGCUGGCGAAGUCUGCACCGCGCAGAUUACCGGUUCAACAACACGGCUUUACCCUCCCGGAGGGUGUCAUGGGUGACCGCGAGGAGCGUGCUGCAGUCGAGGCGCUCCUCCGACUCGGAUCAAUGUAA
Aspergillus tubingensis is the source of this 1149-nucleotide messenger RNA. RefSeq lists its product as uncharacterized. Gene Ontology annotation, cellular component: nucleus. Bases 1 to 1149 code for a protein of 382 amino acids. NCBI's taxonomy places the organism in Eukaryota, Fungi, Ascomycota, Eurotiomycetes, Eurotiales, Aspergillaceae. The transcript has a single exon. The record is from RefSeq and is a predicted model, not a curated record. Gene Ontology annotation, biological process: positive regulation of transcription from RNA polymerase II promoter by glucose. Gene Ontology annotation, molecular function: sequence-specific DNA binding.